CAGAGUGAAAGAGGAGGAGGAGGAUGUUACAGUGAAAGAAGAGGAAGAAGAUGCAGUUUUUGGAGUGGAGGAUGAAGUGAAAGAAGAUGAAGACGUUUUUGGAAUGAAGGAUGAAGAGGGGGAGAUUACUGUCACAUUAGAGGAGGACGAAGAAGAGAAGACUGGAGAUCUGAUUAACACCAGUAAAUACAGAGAGAGAAGUGACUAUCGAGGAUCCUCUGGGGAGCCUCAACAACCUCAUGAUGCUGACGAGGCAAAGAAAAGUCUCAAGAAACACCCGCGGAGACCCACAAGGAAGAAAACUCACUGCUGCUCUGACUGUGGGAAGAGUUUUGUUUCUUCAGGACAUUUAAAAUCACACCAGAGAACACACACGGGAGAGAAACCUUAUAGUUGUGCUCAAUGUGGGAAGAGAUGCACUCAGUCAACAGACCUUAAAAAACAUGAGAGAAUACAUACAGGAGAUAAACCUUAUAGCUGCUCUGACUGUGGAAAGAGUUUUGUUUUUUCAGGACAGUUAAAAUCGCACCAGAGAACACACACGGGAGAGAAACCUUAUAGCUGUGCUCAAUGUGGGAAAAGAUUCACUCAGUCAACAGACCUUAAAAAACAUGAUAGAAUACAUACAGGAGAGAAACCUUACAGCUGCUCUGACUGUGGACAGAGUUUUGUUUUUUCAGGACAGUUAAGAUUACAUCAGAGAAUACACACAGGAGAGAAUCCUUAUAGAUGUGCUCAAUGUGGGAGGAGUUUUACUCAGUCAAGCAGCUUGAUAGUACACCAGAGAACACACACAGGAGAGAAACCUCAUAGCUGUGAUCAAUGUGCGAAGCGUUUUGUUUCAUCUAGCACUCUGACUACACACCAGAGAACACACACGGGAGAGAAACCUUAUAGCUGUAAUCAAUGUGGGAAGAGUUUUUCUCAGCCAAACGGCCUGAUAGUUCACCAGCGAGUACACACAGGAGAGAAACCUCAUAGCUGUGAUCAAUGUGACAAGAGAUACUCUGAUAAAAGAUCUCCCAACUGA
This is a messenger RNA of Salvelinus namaycush (lake trout), 1030 nucleotides long. Its product is annotated as gastrula zinc finger protein XlCGF17.1-like. Gene Ontology annotation, biological process: regulation of transcription by RNA polymerase II. Lineage: Eukaryota; Metazoa; Chordata; Actinopteri; Salmoniformes; Salmonidae. Gene Ontology annotation, cellular component: PcG protein complex; transcription regulator complex. The record is from RefSeq and is a predicted model, not a curated record. The coding region runs from base 104 to 1030 and encodes 308 amino acids. The transcript is spliced from 3 exons. Gene Ontology annotation, molecular function: DNA-binding transcription factor activity, RNA polymerase II-specific; RNA polymerase II cis-regulatory region sequence-specific DNA binding.